AUGGCGAGUCACCGUCUCAAUGCGCCAAAGAGAUACGUCCAAAACGAUACCUUUUCACUAUCGUCGAGCGAUGACCGACUGCCACCCCAAUCACGCGCAGCGGCCAGAAUGAGCGUGACUGUAAACGGCUGCUGUGAAAAUCCACAAGGAUGGCGUGCUCUGGCUGACGACGGGCAAGCGCGAAAGGCUUGGGAGGAGGUGUGGAAGGAGUAUUGGGUUCUGGAGGAGACGACGUUUCGAGUUGGAUCGGAGGCGGAGAUGAACGCUGGAGACAAGGUAGAUUUAACCAGUAGGAAGAGGGAGAAGGAAUGA
Parastagonospora nodorum SN15 is the source of this 312-nucleotide messenger RNA. RefSeq lists its product as hypothetical. The record is from RefSeq and is a predicted model, not a curated record. Bases 1 to 312 code for a protein of 103 amino acids. NCBI's taxonomy places the organism in Eukaryota, Fungi, Ascomycota, Dothideomycetes, Pleosporales, Phaeosphaeriaceae. The transcript is spliced from 3 exons.